Molecule: messenger RNA, 1298 nt
Organism: Candoia aspera
Lineage: Eukaryota; Metazoa; Chordata; Lepidosauria; Squamata; Candoiidae
Gene: NKX2-3
Product: NK2 homeobox 3
Exons: 2
Coding region: 78-1193 (371 amino acids)
Biological process (GO): cell differentiation; regulation of transcription by RNA polymerase II
Cellular component (GO): nucleus
Molecular function (GO): RNA polymerase II cis-regulatory region sequence-specific DNA binding; DNA-binding transcription factor activity, RNA polymerase II-specific
Source: RefSeq, a predicted model, not a curated record
GAAGAGGCGGCUCCGAGUCCAGAGCGGGCUGCUGGUCCGCGCCGAGGCGGGACUGGCAGAGGCGGCGCCGCGUUCGCAUGGACGCCACUUCGCCUGGCUUCGCUCCCGGGCGCGGCCCUUCUGUCCCAACCGGGCCAGCCGUCUCCCUCUCUCCCUCCUCCCUGCCCAGGAUGCUCCCCAGCCCCGCCACCUCCACCCCGUUCUCCGUCAAGGACAUCCUGAAACUGGAGCAGCAGCAGCAGCAGCAGCGGCGGCGGCGGCAGCAGCAGCAGCAGCAGCAGCAGCAGCAACGUCUUGGGGGCCCCCUCGAGCCUCCUUUCCCCCCGGCCGCCGCCGCCGCCGCCGCCACGGGUUCCUCCUGCCUGCUGAGUUGCCGCUUCUCAGACGGGGAGGACGACGAAGAGAACGAGGAGCAGCAGCCCUUCCUCACCUCCAUGGCGGCGGCAAAGAGCCAAGGGGACGGGGGCUUCUCCCCCGGCAGCUACGUGCAGGCGGUGCUGCGGGGCACCUGCGAGCCCAAAGGCCUGGUGGAGGAGGCAGAGCCGGAGCGGGACUCGGUAACCGGCAAGGAGCCCGCGGAGGAGGCGUCGGAGCGUCCCAAGGCGCGCAGCCGGAGGAAGCCGCGGGUGCUCUUCUCGCAGGCGCAGGUAUUUGAGCUGGAGAGGCGCUUCCAGCAGCAGCGCUACCUUUCCGCUCCUGAGCGGGAGCUCCUGGCCAGCAGCCUCAAGCUCACCUCCACGCAGGUCAAGAUCUGGUUCCAGAACCGGCGCUACAAGUGCAAGCGGCAGCGGCAGGACAAGGCCCUGGAACUGGGCGGCCCGGCGUCUGGGGCGGCCCAGCAGCCUUCAGCGCCGCCACCGCCACCGCCCCCGCCACGCAGGGUGGCGGUGCCGGUGCUGGUGAGGGACGGCAAGCCAUGCCUCGGUGGCUCGCAGGCCUACAGCGCACCCUACAACGCUUCCGCCGCCUCCUACACGUACAACGGCUUCCCCAAUUAUGCCUACAGCAGUUCCUCCGUUGCAGCCUACGGCACCAGCUACAGCUGCAGCUAUCCCGCGGGCAACAGCGUGAGCCCCUCGGUGCAGCCGCCGGCGGGGCCAUACAUGAACAUGGGCGCCUUCCCCAGCGGAGCUCAGCCCUUGCACCAGGGGGCCGCCGGCUCUUCCUGCACUCAGGGCAUCCGGGCCUGGUAGGCAGCGCAGCUCCUGGAAUGUCGCGGGCCGGAGGGCCGCUGAUCCUCCGCAGCCACUCGGCGGCCUGGCUGGGACCCUUUGGGGAGAAAGUGAGCGACGCCUGGG